GCUGCUUGCACUAGUGCUGGAAAAAGAGAGGCUGUGCUGGGGGACUGCCAUUAGCAGAAAGCUGCGAACAUACUAAGGUCUUAGAAAAGAGGAGGACUUUUGUUUUCAUCACUGAGUCCUGGGUUCUCAGAAAGAAUGCCAGGUGGGAAGAUCAAUGUGAAUGAUUGAGAACCAUCCCUUGAAUUAUCUUAGAGACUUUAUUUGGCAGGUAUCUCAAGCCAAGGAAACUGUUGGUGUACUUAUAACAACCAUCCAGACAUUUUAAAUGGUAUGGGCCUGUGCUGUGUCAGUUUUAAGAACACUACUCUAAAGGGGCUGUGCUCUCUGCUGACUAGUUGUGAUCUCUAUCUCUACCCGGAGAACACACUAUAAAGGAGAAUCCAAAGAAAACUCCCUUGCCUGUUGAAACCACCAGUCAUGACAACCCGAAUAAACACCGUGGAGAAAUCGUUCACUCUGUUUCUCUUCUUAUAUAGAAACACCCAUCUGGUAAGAAAUUUUGUAAGAAAACGAAUGUCACAUGUUUGUUUCCAGAUGGGAGGAAGGAAACGCAUACCUCCCUCCAACAGAGUAAACCCCAGACCAGUAGCAUGGACAUCACGCGGGACCUUGUUAGGUAGGUUCUGGAGCCCUAACCCAGAUGUAGUGAAUCAGAAAUUCUGUGGCAGGGCCCAUCAGUCUGAGCUAGAACGUCCCCCCAGGUGAUGCUAAUGCACUUAAAUUUGAUCCUCACUGCCCGAGGUACUCCAGGUGUGGUGUUGGAAGGCCCUCGGUACCACUUUGCCUUAGCCUUUGGCCCUAGGAUGGGUAAUUAGGGAGCUCGCUGCAGUUCUGCACAGGAUUAAGCUGUUUAGGAGAGGCACACGCGGUCCGCUAUAUAUAAGGCGUAGGAAGUCGUUCCUGCACGUAGAGGUCAAGGGCUCGCUUCCCCUCUUGCCUCUCCACCUGGACCGAGUCAAAGGCUGGGUUGAGUUUGAGACCCGGCAGGGGUCGCUGCUGCCCACCGAGAAAGACCGAGGGAGCAUGGCAAGCGGAGCCCAGAAUCUUUGACAUCACACUAAGCUCCUCCUUGCACGCACACAUUACACACACACACACAAACAUAUACAGACAUACACAGACCUCGGACUCCCCUCUGUCCGCUGUCUCCCUCUGCCCCGGAGCCGUCCCCUCCCCCGGCGAGGGCGUCCACGGCGCAGCCACCCGCAAACAGAGGAGCGCAGCGGCGUCCGGAGCGCAAGGGAGCCGGCGCGGAGCAGGAGCUGCCGCUCGCUAAAGCGCUCGGCGGCGGCAGCGGCCGGGACAUCCUCGGCGGCCCCUGGGGCUUGAAGCAGCUGCGCCUGCCCCCGCCGGGGCCGGAGCGCGCGGAGCCGCCACCCCGCAUGCUCCAGCGGCCCCUGCCACCCCUAUGAGAGAAGCAGAAGCCGGGCCAAGGAGCCGGACACUCGGCAGCUGGACUCCUCCGCAAGCCCAAGCGCCUCCUCCGCCCGCGCCCCUCCAGCGCCGGUGAAGCGAAAUGCAACCGCCACGCUCCUGCUGAAAGGGGAAGGGGCCCGCGCCAUCCUCUCCCUCGGAACGCGGCCCCCGCGGCGGCUGCGCGUCCCGGCCGCGGGCCCGCAGGUCCCGGGAGUGAACGCGAGGAGGAGGAGGAAAAGAAGAAGCUGCCGGCCCGGAGUUGGCUGGGGCGGGGGAGGAGGGACGGGGCGGGGGGAGGACGCGGGGGACGGGGAGGGGGCCCCGGCGGAUAAAGAUGGCAAUGUCUCUCAUCCAAGCGUGCCGCAGUCUGGCUCUCUCAACAUGGCUGCUUUCCUUUUGUUUCGUGCAUCUGCUCUGCCUGGACUUCACCGUGGCUGAGAAGGAGGAAUGGUACACCGCCUUCGUGAACAUCACCUACGCGGAGCCCGCGCCGGACCCCGGGCCCGGAGUGGCGGGCGGCGGCGGCACGGAGCUACACACCGAGAAGACUGAGUGCGGGCGCUACGGGGAGCACUCCCCCAAGCAGGACGCCCGCGGGGAGGUGGUCAUGGCCAGCUCGGCCCACGACCGCCUAGCCUGCGACCCCAGCACCAAGUUCGCCGCCCCGGCCCAUGGCAAGAACUGGAUAGCCCUCAUCCCCAAGGGCAACUGCACCUACAGGGAUAAGAUCCGGAACGCGUUCCUGCAGAACGCCUCCGCGGUGGUCAUCUUCAACGUGGGCUCCAGCACCAACGAGACCAUCACCAUGUCCCAUGCAGGUGUAGAAGACAUCGUGGCAAUAAUGAUUCCUGAGCCAAAAGGGAAGGAGAUAGUAAGCCUGCUGGAAAGGAACAUCACAGUGACCAUGUACAUCACCAUCGGAACCCGGAACUUGCAGAAAUAUGUGAGCCGCACUUCGGUUGUGUUUGUCUCCAUCUCCUUCAUCGUCCUGAUGAUCAUAUCCCUCGCAUGGCUGGUCUUUUAUUAUAUCCAGAGGUUUCGAUAUGCAAAUGCCAGGGACAGGAACCAGCGCCGACUGGGAGAUGCGGCAAAGAAAGCGAUCAGCAAGCUCCAGGUCAGAACCAUCAAGAAGGGUGAUAAGGAAACAGAGCCCGAUUUUGAUAACUGCGCAGUUUGCAUCGAAGGAUACAAGCCCAAUGACAUUGUGCGGAUCUUGCCCUGCCGGCAUCUUUUCCACAAGUCCUGUGUUGACCCCUGGCUUCUAGACCAUCGCACCUGUCCCAUGUGCAAGAUGAACAUUCUUAAAGCCCUAGGGAUCCCGCCCAAUGCCGACUGCAUAGAUGACUUGCCCACCGACUUCGAGGGAUCUCUAGGAGGCCCACCCACCAACCAGAUCACAGGCGCGAGCGACACCACUGUGAAUGAAAGUUCAGUCACCCUGGACCCUGCUGUCCGGACGGUGGGAGCCUUGCAGGUGGUCCCGGAUACAGAUCCCACCCCGCAGGAAGGAGAAGUCAUCUUUACCACUAACAGUGAGCAGGAGCCAGCUGUAAGCAGUGAUUCUGACAUCUCGCUGAUUAUGGCAAUGGAAGUUGGACUGUCUGAUGUAGAACUUUCCACUGACCAAGACUGCGAAGAGGUUAAGUCUUGAAACGGUGACUAUAGAACAAAGGGGUGGUAGGACCCAGGGGGAAGGGAGGGAGGAGGACCUCAAGAAUUGGACCCUGCUACACACACCUCCAGAACCACUUGGUAACUCCACGGCGCUCCGCUCAAGAAUGGUAACGAAAGCAAUAUCCAAAGUCACGUUAAUCAGGAAGCCGUCUCUCCAUCUGUACAACAGUCCAUGGCCUUGGCAGCUGGGAAGUCGAAAGCUGAUUUUCCCUCCCAUGUCCUUGUAGACACACUUCAGGAGCUCCUAAAACAGACCGAAAGGACACGCUUAGGGCUUCUUAGUUUUAUUUCCUUUUCUUCCAGGUCUUGUUUUGUUGUUUGGGGAAUGUUGUUUGAUUUCUUUGGCAGUUUCUUUCUAAAGACUGUGUGCAGUUUACAUGAUGUCCACCCCUUCGGUUGACUCCAGGUUUGUACAGAGUUCUGUCUCGAAGCAGCAGUUCCUGCUGUGACUGGUUUGUACGCUGUCGCUGAGAUGAAUGGCCUUGACCUCUCGGCAUGAAGUGUGCUUGGCUUUGGGACGUGCCUCGGCACCCCGAAACAGUCUAAGGCCAGCUUUCCUUAAGAAUCUAAGUUCUUUCAAGUGGAUCUUAAAGAUCCUAGCUUCCAGAGACCCCAACACUAAGCUCUGAAUCCACUGAGACUACCACUCAUUAUUUGCAUUCACAUCACGCUCACUCCCACUUGCCAGGCUCUGUUAAUGGCCCCCGUGAUGUGAGAAGGAAGCUUCAUUUUUGCCUGGAUCUUACAGUGUUUGACUGAAAUUCCAAACUCAGAAGUCUCCUCCUGGGCUGUAGCGCUGUUCUUCAUGACUGUAGGGCUUGUAGCUGGGACUGCAAGCCCGUUUUUAAGACCAGUCACUGCAUAUUCUUCCCAAAAGCAAAAUGUCUGUUACAGUGGUGUCCACAAGGCUGAAUGAAACAGUCUUUUGUUCCUUCCACAAGUGGCUUCUGUAGGUGAUGGAGGCUUCAGAAGAGACCCAGUCCUCUGGGAACCCAGUGUCAAACACACUGGGUUCUCCCAGGUGUGGGAGCACCCGGGUUUUCCCUUAAUCCCAACACAUUUGUGUUAAAAUUCACCAGACCUCAAGGAAGGGUUCAUGGGAAUCCUUGGCAGCUUGCUUCCUGGGCUCCCCAAGUACAUCUAAAUCUCAAGUGAGGAGGGACGUGUGAUCUGAUAAACCAUUUGGUCUAAAAAGUACAGCAUGGGGAAUUUGCUAACCAAGUCUCUCCUAACAGAGAGAGACAAAGAGGGACAGGAAAAGAGGCAUCCAAUGGAUACUGAAACCCACCGACAUUUUUAAAACUACUUACGUUUUUAUUCUUUUUUCUUUCUUUCUUUCUUUUUUUUUUUUUUUUGUAACUAUGACAGAGAUGUGCUAUUUUUUUCAGUGGAGAAUUUUGUAAUUCAUUUAGACUAUCAUGCAGAGAUGACUAAGGCAGUGAAUGGUUUCCCCGGACAAUCACGGAUCACCUCACCCUCUGCCAGAAGGCGAUGGUGGCUGCGUGGGUUACUAAGAAGGAAGGCUUUUCUCACUGAGUUAUUUACAUCUUUAACAAGGCUUUUCCACCUCAUUACACUAAUACUCAUCCAAAAACCAGAGCUGAGCUGUGUCGUAAAUCUCCGCUGCCUGCUGAAACGUAGAGUGGAUGUCACAGGAGUGGAUGGCAGACUACUGGUCGCUCCCCCCCCCCCCGCCCCCACUCCCAUCUUUAAUGAUUCCCUAUUCGAUGCUUUCUAAGUAGGCAGCAAGGCAAGGAAAAUGAUGACCACCUUCAGAAAUGUCACAGCUCUCUGGGAGUCUCACACUUCUUAUAAUGAAACCCAGUGUCAGUGUGCGAAGGCAGGCAGGGAGGAGUGAACAUAGCACUGAAUCGAAGUCUGGAGUCCGGGCUGAGUCACAUGUUUGCUGAGCCUCACCUUCUCCCUCUGUGAAAUGAAGGAGUUCCACGAGAUGAUGGCCAAGGCUCCUUCUGGCCUUGAGACUGCUAAUGAGCUUUUUGCCCCGAGAUGGGGGGAGCAGGGGGUGGGGGGGUGUCCCUUUUUUGGCAGAUGGGGAUGACAUAUAGCUGACUUCAUACCUUGGGGAGGCAGUUUCUUGACACAUAACGUACACGAAUGGCUUUGGUGCUGAGAAUGACUAUCGAGAUGAUUCAAGGUUGAAGUCCAAGUAGGAGUGGUUUUGUUUCACCUGGUUUUAAAAUAGCUGUUAGUCACAGAGUCUGUAAUGUCCGGAUACCUUCAAAUUCUAGUCCUCGGUCUGGGAUUCUUUGUCUCAGAGUGUUUCUUGUUCUUGGUCAGCAUAGCAUUACACUGUGUACCCUUGAGUCAUCUCUACCUGAAGCACACUUGGGUAUUAACUUACGUCAAGUGGAAUUAGAAGGAUAAUCCAACAGCAAAAGAAAUAAAAUUGUAUUCCAUACCCAGGGGAGAAAAUGCCCUUUGCACUGCAUACUUCUCCAUAUGAUGAGUGUUGUCUCUUCCAGCCGGUGACCAGAUAAAUCAGGAAUCGGUUGCCUUUGUACACCACAACUGUGGCCCCCCCUAUAGGAUGCUGAAUAGAUGAGGAGGGGCCCGGAGCAGGGUGAGGGGCAUCUGGGUGGGCUUUUACCCCAAGGAGGUUCUGCUGCAAAAUCCCUGAGCCUAGGAGGCUCUCCAUUUACCAAAGGUUUAUUUUCAGAGGAUUUUCCUGUGGCUUUGGUGGUUUAAAAAAAAAAUUUAAAAAAAAGUUUAACCAGCAUAGAAGAGUUUAAAAGAAAUGAAAAACUUCUCCCAUAGCCUUCUUCACCACCACCCCCCCUCCCCCAAAGAGUAAAUUUUGAGCUGGGAACCCUCUAGAAGCAUAUGCAAACUUCAUGUGUAUUUACAGAUGCGCAUUCCUCUAUAAUGAGUGUCCAGACUAGCACUAUCCAAUAGAAAUAUAAUGCAAAUCACUCAUGUAAAUUUUACAUUUUCUACUGGCUACAUUUUACAAAGUAAAGAGGAAUGUUUCAAAAUAAUUUUAAUAGUAUAUGUAAUCUUUUUGUUUCAAUGUGUAAAAAGCAUAAAUGAAAUCUUGUACAUUCUUUUUUGUAUGAAAUCCUCUAAACCCAUAGUGUGUUUAAGCUCCCAGAAUGCCUCAUUUUGGGCUAGCUACAUCUCCAGCCCUGUGUCAACAGCCACUUGUGGCCCAUGGCUCCCAGCUGGAUAGCACAGGUGCAGAGCUGCUCCAGCAUUCUCGCAAGAUCCCCUGACCCUUGCAAAGAAAAAAAAAAGUUAAAACCUAAUUACCUCCAGAGAGAACUAGACUCCACCCAAGUUGCCUAAUGAGAGCCCCAAAGAUCUGUUUGUUUUACGACAAGUAAAUAGGCCAUGCUUUUUGAAAUUUCUGCCUGACCUUUCUCACCAUACACUGAUGUCCAUUACUAUUACCGUUACUUUGCUGACCAGUUGUGGUUUUUUUUUUAAAGUCACACAAACCCUGUUGAUUUGGUGCUGAAAUGAAAUUGUCUCCCUCACUUCUAUGACAAACCCUUAGACUGGUAUGUGGCACUCGGGAGCCAAAAAGAAUUCCAUCCAACUUCACCUCAACCCCUAGUUCUCCUGCUUCCGGACUGGCCGAAGGCCUUUGCCCAGUGCCAGUGCUCCCUGGGGAUUUGAGAGGGAAAAGUAGGAAGUUACGUACUGACACCAGGUACAAGACUCCGAGUAGCCUUAUGGAGAAGCCUUUGGGGUUGUGACCAUCCAGCCCUAUUGGGUGAAUCAUGAUAGCUGCCCACUGCCAGCUCCCCGAUCAGAAGUCAGCAUCCUCCCACCCCAAGGCUGUGGGCAAGAGAGGGAGCACUUCCAUUCCCUCAGGAGAACGGAGAGUCACCUCUAGGAAUUGCCUCUUCCAUGUGACUGAUCCUCUGAAAGGAACUGAGCCCUGAUUAUGAAUACAGCAGCUAACCAUUGAUUUCGUCUCCAGUCUUAGUUGCCCCUGAAAUAGUAACCCCAUCACCUAGGCAGGAAGAAGGGGACUUGGGAGAAGCAGGAAGUGAAUAGCAGAGGGCCGCCUGGCUGGCUCAGUCGGUAGAGCAAGCGAUUCUUGAUCUUAGGGGUGUGAGUUCGAGCCCCACAUUGGAUGUAGAGAUUACUUUUUAAAAAUCCUUAAAAAAAAAAAAAAAAAAGAUAGUGGCAAAACCCUUUUCUGACAUCACCUCGUCAUGAUGGUAACCAUGGAGGCAAAUCCCUGUCCAAAGAUUGUUUUCAGCAUUUCCCUCAUUCUGGACAUUCACGGGUCUGGGAUGGUUAUGUCAGAAACUACAGUGCCUGGGGGCUGCUUCAGACCGUGCUGACAUCCCUGCGGCCACCAGACUUUCAGACCCAAAAGUGGUGACAGAUAGCCUGACAUGGGGUUCUUUUUUAUCUAUGAGUUGUGUUUAGAUGAAAAUUCCUGCAGAGCAUAAAAAAUAAGUGGCAUUUAGUUAUCCAUGGAGUGCAUCACCUUGAUUGAAAACAAAGAAAUCUCAUUAAAUCAAAACUCUUUCAGAAAAUCUAAGAUAUGGAGUCUCAUCCUCUGUGGAGCAAGGACCCAGCCACCUAUGGUACUGUGGCCCCUGCAGCAAUUUUCAGUGGCAUUUUUUAUAUGGUGGAGCUUAGAUCUCUUUCCCUUUUUCCCUGUAUGUGUGUGUGUGUGUGUGUGUGUGUGUGUGUAUCUGGCUUUCAUUGACUGCUGUCUCUGUACACACACCUACCUACACACAACCUUUUCCCAUCCUUUGGGACAAAAAAACCUUGGUAGCUUUGGAUCUGUAGACUUAUCAUUAUUGUGAAUACCAUUGUUACUGUUGUUGGUGUUUUUCUUGUUUUAUUGUGUGGCAGUGUCUAUAUUUGCACUUCUGAUGAGGAAAACCAGUUUACUCUAAAGGCAAAUUAACUUCCUCCGAAAUGGAGUUAGCCGUGUUUUCACUUCUCCAAGCACUAAUUUAAUCACAGACCGCUAUAGCUACUGCCUUUUUUUCAGGCUCCCUUGCCAAUAAAGUCUCCUAGGCAGAUAAUGGCCAAGUCACAAUUCCAGAAUGCUGUUGAGAUCUGUUAUGUUCUACCUUGAGCAUUUGUGACCUUCUAGUCCACCAGAGGCCCCUGAGGUUAAGACUUCUUAGAAAAAUGUAAACUGGCCAGACCAUAUCCCAUGUCCACUCAUGCUUCUUAACUCUGCUUCCUAGCACAAGAACUUCCUCUUUGUUAAGGAAUCUGAGGGCCAUUUCUUCCUUAAGACUGAAAAAGAGAUGCAAAGAAACCAUUCUCCUAAGGUGAGGGACAAAGGUUCCUUGCACAGUGCUGUGUGUCACAGACAUGUAACUGAUGAUGGCAGGAGGUGGGAAUACUAGCCUGCAGAAAGUGAGAAGGGAUGGCUGGACAUGAACAUGGGCACUCUUUCCAAAUAAAAGCUCAUCCCCUAGGUUUAGAGCUGACCCCAUGUUUUUGGGUAUGUGUGUGUGUAUGUGUGUGUUUCAAGGAGUUUAACACUCAUGAGUUAAACUCUCGUGGUUGCAAAGAAGGUUGGGUUGUCUGAAAGAUAAAUUAAUUCUGAGAAACAAAAUGAGUUUCUCAGCAUCACUUACCUCUUCUCUUUGCCUUCUUGUCUCCCCAUCUCACAGCUCCAGACCCUUUGUAAUAGCAGCAGCAAUUUGUAAAAAUAAUAAUAAUAAUAAUAAUAAUCCAUAGAUUGGUCGCCACGCUUCCACUUUGAUCCUUAUGAUGACACGAAAUUAUCCCAAAACGAAAGAGGUGAUUCCGGGUCCUAUACGUAGAUCCUUAUUUAUCAAACCAUUUAAGGACAAAACCUGCUUUUUGUGCAAAGAACCUGACGAGGUCACUCGCAUCUCUCUUUAUCACCCUGUGAACUAUGUCUGCCUCAAUCAAGUGGCUUUUUCAGGACUCUCAGUGAUCAAAGACCUUUUCAUCCUUGUGCUCCUCUUGAUUGAUGUUUGUACUUACUACAGAGCUAUUCGCUCCCUGAGAAAUGUUUGUUGAUGAUAAUGAUGAGGCAAGAACCAGUCUCUUAAGGGGUCCGCAGGUCUGUACAGAGCAAGGGAGAACUUCUGGGGAGAAGGUAGCUAGCUCCACCCAAGGUAUCCAGAACCGCCGCUGGCAGAACGUCUGUGGUCUUGUCAUCCUUACUGAAUUGAAAGGCUUAGAGAAGCAAGAAAAUGUGAGGACCAUGUGUGCUAUGUAAACCAAAGACCGAUCACCAUCCAAAUGGACACAUGUUCUUCCAUUGCCUCAUUUAAUUUUCUCCUAACGGUCUCGUAAAUAAAAGUGAAGGUGGGUUGCCUAGUCAGACGAAACUGUGAAAUCUUAGGGGGUUUUCUCUUUGCAGGCUGGAGAUGGCCCUUACUAAAUCCAGAAAUCUAAAAAAAAAAAAAAGAAGAAAAAAAAAAGAAAAAUUGUGGCCUUAGUACCACACCAUCUUUCAAGUCUGGUGUUUCGUCUCCCUUUUCCCCUUAAAAAGUUUUAGACAAAACUAGCGCUUUAUUGUACUCGGAAUUAUUGUUCUCUUUGAGAAUGUGAAGAUUUUCAAUAGCCAAAGAAUUUUCAUGUAAGAGAGCUUCUUAAUUAGAGUGUAUCCCGCGCUUUUGAAGAAAAUACCAAACUAUUGCCUGUGCGAAGAGACAACAGAGCAGUUGGAGAAAGAUUGCCAGGAUACGAGUUCUCUGUUGGCAUCUGUGGUCCUCCUGGUCAGUAGGCUGUUCUAGCAAGGGGGCGGGGCGCCCUCUGCUGGAGGAAUCGCCGUUCUGUCAGCCAGUUAAUUUGACUAGGGUCACCAUUUCCUCAAGGACUAGUUACUUGCCUUUCCUCACACAGUUUCCGUCUAUCAAAAGAGGAAGGGAUGUCACAAGCUCGGAAGAAUUGAAGGAGAGCCCCACAGAAGAUCUUACUGUCCGCAGCCCUUUCUUCUGCCAAAUGUCAAAGCAUAUCGUUAGCUCUGUUGGCAAAGGAGAUGCCUCUGGCUGGAAUGUUUGUGCAGAGUUGGAAGGCAAGGAAGGGCCUGAGUGUUUUUGUAACUUAUCUCAACUCUCUUCUUGUCAAGUCACAAAGGAAGAUCAAUAAACAGACUUCUUUCAUAUGAAUGUAAAUGGUGUGAAAUACUGACGUGUUUUGUACAUGUACAUAAUAAUAUAUUUACUUCCCGCUUUCACAUUAGUAAUCUGAAAUGGCUGUACCAUUUUAUAAUUAGAAAGAGAUGUAGGGGGUGUGGGAGGGUUGGAGGGGCUGUUAUUUUUAUAGUGGGAUGUCCCUUAUAUUUAGAAAACUUGAAGUAAUUUUGUACUUGUGAAAAGUUACAUUCCAUUCAUUUCCUCAAAAAUAAUGGAACUUGUUCUUUAAAAUAUUCAUGAGCUGGGAGGAUGACUAUUCUAGUUUCCAGGGGAGCCUCCCAAGCAGUGUAUAUGUGAUACCCAAUUUUGUAGACUGCAGACCAUGACCAGCAAUUGCCAUUUCAAUAAUGUGAAAAGAGGAAAAAAAAAAAAAGACUUCUUUUAAUCCCUUUGUAUAUAACACAUUGUUUUCACAGGAGGGGAAAUGUGCUACAAAGAAUUUACCAUUAUAAAAUAAUCAGAAAUGGCACCAUAAAUCAAUCUCUAGUAUUUCCCUGCUGGCAAGAAAAGAAUCCAGUGGAUUUGUUUUUCCUCCCUAUACAUGAACUUGUCUGCUUUUAUCGUAAAACAAGUCAUGUCAGGUAGAAUUUUACUUUGGCCAGUCCGCAGAUCAUACACGUGGUGGUGCCGUCCUGCCAUUUACCCAUCCUCCAUGUUCAGAUCCAGGGACAGCUUCCUGGAUUUAUUUGCCACAUGACUCAAAAAUCACAGAAAUGAUCACUGAUAGCAUUUGCAUGGGUAGCUUUUAAUUUGGACCUUGGUUAGCUCUUCAUUGCUGAGAACUUAAGUAGUGGAUUACGUAGUCUGUUUACCAAAACAUCGUCUUCUGUACAAAGUCACAGGUAUAUUUAAAUGAUUGGUGAAAGCCGUGUUGGCUUGGGGGUUUGGGGGGGGGGGGCUAGGAAGGUGGUAUAAAUCUCUCUUUCCUUUUUCCCCACCUCAGGCACCCACCUUACUCCUUCCAGAGCACUUUAUAUCUCUCAUGAAAUACACAGAAGUUUUAAAAGAUGUCUUUAAAGGGAUUUAUUUGUCUUCUGUUGGAAGACAUGGACUUUUAUUUUGCUUUAUUCUAUUAUCUAUGUGUUUGGAGAGCAUAAACAGUCUGUCUCAUACUGGGCUAGUAAUGAAAUAUUGAGGACGAUAGUUGGAAACACUCAACCGUACAACAUGGCUAUUUUUGUUAUUUAGAAGAUUAUCAUGUAAAUAAGUGCAAUCGUGUUCUUAUGUACUGGUAAAAAAAAAUGCAACUAUAAAGAUUUGAAAAGGAUUGUGAAUUCCAGGAAAUUUCAUUGCAAAAUUUUGUUCGGUUUUGUUUUCUAAUAAAAUGGAACCAGA
Molecule: messenger RNA, 11543 nt
Organism: Lutra lutra (Eurasian river otter)
Lineage: Eukaryota; Metazoa; Chordata; Mammalia; Carnivora; Mustelidae
Gene: RNF150
Product: ring finger protein 150
Exons: 7
Coding region: 1751-3067 (438 amino acids)
Source: RefSeq, a predicted model, not a curated record